Molecule: messenger RNA, 1234 nt
Organism: Suillus subalutaceus
Lineage: Eukaryota; Fungi; Basidiomycota; Agaricomycetes; Boletales; Suillaceae
Exons: 3
Coding region: 128-988 (286 amino acids)
Cellular component (GO): nucleus
Source: RefSeq, a predicted model, not a curated record
GCACUGCCUUUAUUCUACCAGCAACAACUACACUACCCAUACCCUGCUUGCGAUAAAAGCCCAUCAGUCAUCACAUUUUUCUUCUUCAACGCAUUCUUACUGUAUUGAUCUUCCAACGUCGUCCAACAUGGCUCUUCCAUCUCAUCCGUCGCCGCCGCUCCUACCUGCCCUGGCAUUACCGGGACCCUCCACCACCCCUGCCGAGAUAACACAGUCCAUUCGCACCGCAUGUGCCAGCUCUUCCAGGUCCGCGGCAUCACGCAACGCCAAAAGUGAAGGCUCAGGCCCAAGACCACGGGAAAAGAAGCACGCCUGCUGGAUGUGCGAGAAAUCUUUUGAUAGGCCCUCCACAUUGAGAAAGCAUUUGCUCGUACACACAGGAGAAAAAGCAUUCGUGUGUGACACCUGUGGCCGUCGUUUUGGCGUUGCGUCCAAUCUUAACCGUCAUGUUAAGCGGUGUAUUCUUAAGCCCGUUAACACUGCGAAUCGCGCAAACCAGUUGACAUCUAGUGACUCUGCCGGGACGCCACAAGAAGCCACAUCCGUCCCGCCGGCAGAGGCUUCCGCUGCCUCAGGUGUUGCUUCAUCAUCAGAUUCAGAUUCGCGACCGAAUAAGCGUGCUCGCGAUGAAUCGACUACGUCACCAUCAGAACAGCCCAAGGCGUCCGCAAAGAGGCGCCGUCGUGCUCCGUCCCCGUCGCAAUGGAUACCGACAUCCCUUCUUCCAUUCAAUCUUUUCCCCGUAGAGUCUUCAAAAGCGACCACCGUCCCCCUCCCGCCUGUUACGGCAGUCAAAGAUGAGGUAUCCAACGAGUGGGUUGAAGAGCGCAACUCAUGGGAUGAGAGUGCUGGCCUCACGCCAUAUCACCCUUGUGGGUGGAAAGGUACCCUCCCGGGCCCAGCCGUAGGGUUCGGCGGCAAAGAUGUGGGGAACGUCGGCCUCGUGAAUGGAGGAACGUACGUUAUGGGAAGACUUGUCAUGGUCUAAUCAUUUUUGCAUCCGCCGUGUUCUUCCCUGGAUUCUUGACUUUCUUGCUAUUCUUGCCGGCUUAUUUGGACUCGGACUUCCUUGGUUAUAGUUCCGCCCUAGCAUUUAUUCCUCACACAUCACCUACUCGCCAGCUCUACAUCUGGCCUCAUCACUAUUUGCUUGUUUUUUUUGGCCCGUUAGGGGUUUUUGAAGUGCUGGCCAUCGAUCGUUGUCUUCACGCAUCUAAAUUACGAUUGCUCCGAG